AUGGCUAUCGAGGUGGCAGUGGGAACAGGGGGACAGUGGGAGGCAGACGUGGGAAGUAUCUUUCGGAGAGUAAAGUCAACAUACAGACCUAGGAAAAGAAGUUAUGAUCAAGCAUGUGUCAAUCCAGUUGGGCCUGUGGUUGCCCACAGUGAUAAGCAACCUCAAGAAUGGGAGCCACCAACUACAAGUCAGGACAUUAGACCUGGUGAAGAGAAAAAGGAUGAAGGAGCAUCUGCAGUGGAAGUGGGAAAUAUCUUUCGGAGAGUAAAGUCAACAUACAGACUUAGGAAAAGAAGUUAUGAUCAAGCAUGUGUCAAUCCAGUUGAGCCUGUGGUUGCCCACAGUGAUAAGCAACCUCAAGAAUGGGAGCCACCAACUACAAGUCAAGACAUUAGACCUGGUGAAGAGAAAAAGGAUGAAGGAGCAUCUGCAGUGGAAGGGCCUGUCCCGGAAGCUGAUCAAUGGGAAGUGGCUGAGCCAGAGACUGGGCGUGAGCAUGAUCCUGGUGUUAAUGGGAAGAGACUGCCAAAGGCAGAGCCCUUUUAAAAUGCCAGAAGCAGGUAUGUUCUC
This is a messenger RNA of Camelus dromedarius (Arabian camel), 570 nucleotides long. RefSeq names its product P antigen family member 1. The record is from RefSeq and is a predicted model, not a curated record. Lineage: Eukaryota; Metazoa; Chordata; Mammalia; Artiodactyla; Camelidae. The coding region runs from base 1 to 546 and encodes 181 amino acids. The transcript has 6 exons.